This is a messenger RNA of Trichoderma gamsii, 1476 nucleotides long. RefSeq lists its product as hypothetical. The coding region runs from base 1 to 1476 and encodes 491 amino acids. Gene Ontology annotation, molecular function: oxidoreductase activity. The transcript is spliced from 2 exons. The record is from RefSeq and is a predicted model, not a curated record. Lineage: Eukaryota; Fungi; Ascomycota; Sordariomycetes; Hypocreales; Hypocreaceae.
AUGCAUCAGAAUCAGCCACGGAUCAGGCCAGCAGAUGGCCACAGUAAAAGUCGGGUUGCCAUCAUCGGCACCGGAUUGGCUGGCCUCACAACUGCCUAUCUGCUGCACCAGGACAAGCAGAAGCGCUACGAGGUGACGCUUUUCGAACAGGCCCCCAAAUUCUCCCUCGACGCCGCCUCAAUCACGCUCAAAAAUGAAGCCACCGGCGCCCUCGAGCGCGUCGACAUCCCGCCGCGCAGCUUCUGCCGCGGCUACUACGCCAACCUCUGCCGCAUGUACGACCAUCUCGGCGUUUCCUUCCAGCGCAUCCAGCUCAUCUGGGUCUUUGCCAAGGUCUCUGCCGCAGCGCAGGCCCAGAUUCCCAGCGCCGACGCCGCGCAGACGAUGCCCGGCAGCUACUUUGUCUACGGCAAGCGGCUGCACGAGCUGCUACUGGUCUCGCCGCACUUCUGGCUCAGGGGGUCUCUGCAGAACGUGCUGCUGACAUUUUACCUGGCCGUCUGCCACGCCUGGUUCUUUGUUGCGUGCUUCUUCUUCCCGCCGCGCAUGAUUCAGCCGGAGCGGUAUUUGGAUGUGAAAGGAUCUGCCAAGAAUGGCCAAAACUGCGAGUCGUUUCGCCAGUAUCUGGACCGGAUAUGGCUGCCGCAGUACUACGUGCUGUACUUUUUGCUGCCGAUCCUGAGCAUCAUCUGCAGCUGCUCCCACGCCGAGAUGCUGGAUUUCCCGGCCAGCGACGUCACCAGCUUCAUGAAGGGGUCGUUUUUGCGCAAGACGUAUGUGGCCAAGGGGGGCAUCAACAGGGUGCAGGCGACGCUGGCGGAGGGCAUCCAGGACGUGAGGCUGCAGACGCGAGUAAACAAGGUCGAGCGAGUUGAUGGCGGCGUUUUGAUCCGCUAUGAAAGCACGCAGGACGAGAGACGUUCUGCCGAGGAAGUGUUUGAUCGCGUGGUGCUUGCUGUAUCGCCAAAUGUUGCAGCAGCCAUUUUCAACCCGUCCAAGCCGCUCCUCAGCGUCAUCCCCACCGUCCCCGUCACAAGCACCGUCCUGGCAUCUCCAAACACAAAGAUAUCUCUGGUCGAUGAGAAGACCCACGUUCCGUCAGGCGAAUGCUCAUAUCGUCGCGGCGAGGCCCAGAUCAUGGCCUUUCGGACCACCUACUCCGACAGCAUCGUCCAGACCGAGUCGCUGCACUAUCUUGAGGGCGGGCUGGUGGUCCGGACGAGUCCCUCGGGGGAUGUGCCUGAAGUAAAGGGCACGCUGGACACGUCGAGAUUUACCAGGACGUUGCGCACGACGGAGAGCAGAAACAUGGUCCGGAAGGCGAUGGAGGCGGAUGAUGGUGCGGGAUGGGUGAAUGGAAAGGAUGAUGUGUGGAUCGUGGGUUCUUGGUGCUGGGAUGGGAUGGUGCUGCUGGAGGGAUGCGUCGUGUCUGCGAUGCGAGUAGCCAGGGAUCUUGGGGUGAAUGUGCCGUGGUAG